Molecule: messenger RNA, 12163 nt
Organism: Drosophila navojoa
Lineage: Eukaryota; Metazoa; Arthropoda; Insecta; Diptera; Drosophilidae
Molecular function (GO): sequence-specific DNA binding
Source: RefSeq, a predicted model, not a curated record
GGUAACCACACACACUUGCAAAUAUACGCACAUGCAUGCACGCAGGAGUUUGUUGUGUCGCGUCGCGCUAAAUCUACGAAACGAACGAAAAAAGUGUUGAAAGUUUCGGUUCUCGCGCUCAAUGUAAUAAUUUCCAAUUGGUUAUCAAUCGCUAAAUAGUAAAAAAUAUGUCCAAUUGACUUGAGAUCGACUUGUGAAUAAAUAAAUUGACAUUUCGAUACAUACCCAAACACAUAUAUACAUGCAAACAUCUCUGCGAAGGGGGCAGAACACUGAAAAACUGGUAUAUAAAAGACGACGCCAAAUGAAAAAGACAGCGCGCGCGAGCGAGAGAGAUGAAACAGUAGUAGUAUACUUCGGGUGUUUUUUUUUUUGCUAAUAGCCAAUUGCAUAGGUGAAACGAAAAUUUGCCCAAAAUCAAAGAUACGACUAAAUCUCUAACGUAAUGUCACAACACAAUAAUCAACCGCAUUCGCAUCAGCAUCAACAACAACAUCUCCACUACUACCAGCAGCAACAGCAGCAGCAGCAUCAUCUACAGCAACAACAGCAACAGCACCAGCAGCAUCAGCAUUUACAACAUAAACAAAUACAGCAGCAGCACAGUUGGUACUCACAUGUUGCUUCCUACCCGCCCCAACAGCCGCACCCGUAUGCGACACCCUGCAAGAGCGGCACCAACAACAAUCACAACAACAACAACAAUAGCAUUAUGAAUGCAUACGGAGCGGGUGGGACGCACUAUUACGGGGCUGCUUCUGCUACUGCUGCUGCGGGGGUGGGAUAUAACCUUGAAGCUAAUACUGUGGCCUAUGCGCACAACCAGCUGCUGCAAUACCAGCAAGAACAACAACAGCAGCAACAUCAACAACAGCAGCAGCAACAGCACCUCAGUCAACGUUCGUAUAUGCCGCACAGCAUAGUGCACAGCUCCUAUCCAUAUAUUAAGAGCGAACCAUUGGAGCUUCCCGAUGAAAGACAACGCCAUCAACAACAUCAACAGCAGCACCUACAACAUUUUCAAAAUCCAAUGGCACCGCCUCCAGCGCCCGUCUCCAAUCGCCACUCGCUUGAUGCUAGCGGCGAAAUGAUAAUAAAAUCGGAACCCACUGACGAACAUGCUUUCAAGUCCAACUAUAUUGAUGACAAUACGCCCUUUGCCGAUUUUAGCAAAUUUCCCGAAUUUGGUGACGAAAUGCUGAGUCCAAAGGUGGAGUUAACUGUAAAGGAUGAUGCCUAUGGCAACCAAAAGAAUCCGCUCAGCUUUCCUCGCCGUAAGCUGCAAACGGAACGUUCCUCGGAGAGUCUGCCCAUCUGCCAACGCUGCAAGGAGGUGUUCUUUAAGAAGCAAAUCUAUUUGCGACAUGUGGCCGAGAGUAGUUGCACGAUCCAAGAGUACGACUACAAGUGCAACAUCUGCCCCAUGUCCUUCAUGGGUGGCGAGGACCUGCAGAAGCACAAGCAACUGCACCGCGCUGAUAAGUUCUUCUGUCACAAGUACUGUGGCAAGUACUUUGACAAUAUUGCCGAUUGCGAAUCGCACGAAUACAUGCAACACGACUACGACAGCUUUGUGUGCAAUAUGUGCUCAAUGGCAUUUCCUACGCGUGAACAGCUUUACGCCCAUUUGCCGCUGCACAAAUUUCAGCAGCGCUUCGAUUGCCCGAUUUGCCGCUUAUGGUAUCAAACCGCGCUGGAGUUGCACGAGCAUCGCCUAGCGGCCCCUUACUUUUGCGGCAAGUACUAUGCAGCAGCACAUCAGCAACAGCAACACCAGCAGCUGUCGGAGCAGAGUAACUAUAAAUUGCAGGAUUGCCACAUGGGCACGAUAGAGAUGACUGCGUCUCAGCACAAAGCAAAUGCGUUGCCUGCUACGGCGGCGCUUAGUUCCUUGCUACAGCAGCGUCAAGCGAACGCUGAUGGUGGCGCCUCCCUCUUUGCCUCAUCCUUAAAGAACGAGCCGAGUAUUAAGCUGGAGCGAAGCUACAGCAACUCGACCAGCGAGUCCGGAUAUAGCCUGCACGAGAACAGCGGCUACAACAAUUCUUAUGGGAGCGACAACUCGCUGCAUACGAGCGGCGUUGUAAUUGGUGGACCGCAGGCACAUUCCUCCACGCUGGAUGAAUCGGAAGAUGCGCUGUGCUGCGUGCCAUUGUGUGGAGUGCGCAAGAGCACCAGCCCCACUCUGCAGUUCUUCACGUUUCCCAAGGACGAGAAGUAUCUGCAUCAAUGGCUGCACAAUCUCAAAAUGUUUCACAUACCUGCGUCCAGCUAUGCCAGCUUUCGCAUUUGUAGCAUGCAUUUCCCGAAGCGUUGCAUAAAUCGCUACUCGCUCUGCUAUUGGGCAGUGCCCACGUUCAACCUGGGCCACGACGAUGUCGCCAAUUUGUAUCAGAAUCGAGAGUUAACCAACACAUUUACCACGGGCGAGGUAGCUCGCUGCAGCAUGCCCAAUUGCACGAGCCAGCGCGGUGAGAGCAAUCUCAAGUUUUACAAUUUUCCGAAGGAUAUCAAGAGUCUGAUCAAAUGGUGCCAGAACGCACGUCUGCCUGUGCAGGCCAAAGAGCCGCGUCACUUCUGCAGUCGGCACUUCGAGGAGCGUUGCAUUGGCAAAUUCCGACUGAAACCCUGGGCUGUACCUACACUUCAUUUGGGUGCCCAGUAUGGCAAGAUUCAUGACAAUCCGAAGAAUCUGUAUGUUGAGGAGAAACGUUGCUGCCUGAACUUUUGUCGCCGCAGUCGCUCCUCGGACUUCAACAUGUCGCUUUACCGGUUCCCCAGAGAUGAGGUAUUGUUGCGUCGUUGGUGCUAUAACUUAAGGCUCGAUCCGGCAGUGUAUCGUGGAAAAAAUCACAAAAUAUGCAGCGCUCACUUUAUUAAGGAAGCCCUCGGCUUACGGAAAUUGUCGCCGGGCGCUGUGCCAACUCUACACCUGGGCCACAAUGACACCUUCAACAUCUACGAAAAUGAACUGUGGCCUCCGCCCAAUGCUUCGACGCCCACCCAUCAUAAUCAUCAUCAGCAACAGCCGCUGCAACAGCACCACAUGCAGCAGCAUCAACAGCAGUUGCCGCAGCAACAGAGUAAUCACAAAUAUCAGAGGCACUCUGCUGCAUCCACUUCCUCGUCGGCCAGCUCAACAUCCCACUAUGUAGAUCCGGAGCUAAGUGCCUCCUACAUGGCCAUGGGCAUGAGCUCUGGCAACUCAUCCUCUGGGCUACUGAAUGUGAGCGACAGCAUGGACGUCUGCUGUGUGCCCAGCUGCGAAAGCAAGCGACACAACAAUGAGAACAUCACAUUCCAUACGAUACCUAGGCGCCCGGAGCAGAUGCGCAAAUGGUGUCACAAUCUGCGUAUACCCGAGGACAAGAUGCACAAGGGCAUGCGCAUAUGCAGCCUGCAUUUCGAGCCCUAUUGCAUUGGCGGUUGCAUGCGUCCGUUCGCGGUGCCCACGCUGCAUUUGGGCCACGACGAAGAGGACAUUCAUCGCAAUCCGGAUGUAAUCAAGAAACUGAACAUACGCGAGACCUGUUGCGUGGCAGUGUGCAAACGCAAUCGGGAUCGCGACCACGCCAAUCUGCAUCGUUUUCCCAGCAAUGUGGCGCUGCUAACCAAAUGGUGUGCCAAUUUGCAGCGCACCGUUCCGGAUGGGAUCAAACUCUUCAACGAUGCUAUCUGCGAGGUGCAUUUCGAGGAACGCUGCUUACGUAACAAGCGGCUGGAGAAGUGGGCAGUGCCCACUCUUAUGCUCGGCCACGAUAACAUUCCCUAUCCCCUUCCGACUCCAGAGCAGGUGGCCGAGUUCUAUGCUCGACCAAGUGCUCCAAAUAAUGGUGAGGAGCAGGGUGAAUGCUGUGUGGAGACCUGCAAGCGCAAUCCCAGCGUGGAUGACAUCAAGCUCUAUCGACCGCCAGAGGAGUCCCAAGUGCUGACCAAAUGGGCGCACAAUCUGCAGAUAGACAUCGCUCAGCUGCCUUCCAUGCGCAUCUGCAAUCUACACUUCGAAGCCCAUUGCAUAGGCAAGCGAAUGCGGCCGUGGGCCAUACCUACGCUCAAUCUUGCCACGAACAUAGAGAAUCUCUUUGAGAAUCCCGAGCAGCAGAUGCUGUACAAGCGUCGCACCUCUCAUCUCAGCGUGCAAAGAGAAGGAAGUGAUGGAAGCAUUACCAAACCCACCUGGGUGCCACGCUGCUGUCUGCCCCACUGCCGCAAGGUGCGCUCUCUGCACAACGUCCAAUUAUAUCGGUUUCCCAAACUCAAUCGCGCUACGUUGGCAAAGUGGGCGCACAACCUGCAAGUUCCGAUGGUUGGAAGUGCUCAGCGGCGUCUGUGCUCCGCGCACUUUGAGCCGCACGUCCUCAGCAAGAAGUGCCCAGUGCCGCUAGCGGUGCCGACGCUCGAUCUCAAUACUCCACCCGGCUACAAGAUCUACCAGAACCCAGCCAAGAUCAAAGCAAACAAGCUGUGCAUGCAGCGCGUCUGCAUUGUGGAGAGCUGUCGUCGGCAGCGGGGCCAGGGAGUCCAGCUCUUCCGGCUGCCCCACAACCCCACUCAGCUGCGCAAGUGGAUGCACAACAUACGCAUGCGACCGCGCGGUGCCAUGCGACAGCAGUACCGCAUCUGCUCGCGGCACUUUGAGACACACUCGUUCAAUGGCAAGCGCUUGAGCACUGGCGCCAUUCCGACUCUCGAGCUGGGCCAUCAGGACGACGAUAUCUAUCCGAAUGAGGCGCAGUCGUUUGUCGAGGAGCACUGCGCUAUCGAGGGCUGUGACGCCUCAAAGGAUCAGCCGGAUGUGCGGCUCUUCCGGUUCCCCAACGACGACGAGGAUCUGCUUUGGAAGUGGUGCAACAAUCUCAAGAUGAACCCAAUUGAUUGCAUUGGCAUGCGCAUCUGCAAUAGGCACUUCGAGCCCGAUUGUAUCGGCUCCAAGCAUCUCUACAAGUGGGCUAUUCCCACACUGAUGCUUGGGCACGACGAUGUCCAGAUUGAGCUGAUAUCGAAUCCGAAGCCGGAGGCUCGCUACGUAGACCCAGUGUUUAAGUGCUGCGUUCCCACCUGUGGCAAGACUCGCAAGUUCGAUGAGGUGCAGAUGAACAGCUUUCCUAAAGAUCCGGCCCUCUUCGAGCGCUGGCGCCACAAUCUUCGACUCGAGCACCUCAAUUUCAAGGAGCGCGAGCGCUAUAAGAUUUGUAAUGCUCAUUUCGAAGACAUAUGCAUCGGCAAGACGCGCCUCAACUUGGGCUCCAUACCCACAUUGGAGUUGGGUCACGACGAGACGGAAGACCUAUACCGUGUGAAUCCCGAUGAGCUGCAGAGCAAUAUGUUUGGACGGCACCAGCGCGUGGGCAUUAAACAGGAAGAGCACUUUACUAGACAGGUGAGUAGCUCAGCGCAGACUGUGUAUUCACUUUAAUGCCAAAUUUAUAUAUCUAUCCAGGUCAAGUUCAAGCGAUCCACGCCGCAACUCACGUGCUGUGUUCGCAGCUGUCCACGCAACAAAAGGGUAGAAAGUGGAGCCCGUUUGUUUCCGUUUCCGACGGGAAAACAACAGCAAAACAAGUGGCGUCAUAAUCUCCGACUCAAAGCUGGCGAAGUGAAUAGGACGACGCGUGUUUGCAGCGCCCAUUUCAAUCGCCGCUGCAUUGAUGGCAAACAGUUGAGGGGAUGGGCAAUGCCCACCUUACAACUGGGCCACCAGGAGACGAACAUCUAUGAGAAUCCAAAGAACAUCCCGGGCUUCUUUACUCCCACUUGUGCGUUGGCCCAUUGCCGCAAAAGGCGGAGCAUUGACAACGACUUGCGCACCUAUCGCUACCCGCGCAAUGAGGAGCUGCUUGAGAAGUGGCGUGUGAAUCUCCGCCUUGCACCAGAUCAAUGUCGCGGUCGCAUAUGUGCGGAUCACUUUGAGCCCAUGGUGCGUGGAAAGCUGAAACUAAAGAUGGGAGCAGUGCCUACGCUGAAACUGGGCCACGAUGAGGGCGUAGUCUUUGACAACGAGGCUAUUAAGGCAGGCCUGCAGCAGGAGGAGGAGGAGGAGCCUGAAAGCGGAGAGCGGGCGAACAGCUUCGACUCGCUUGUUAAGGUGAAGAAUGAGCUGAAUGAAGAGGAUCAAUCAAUGGCAAACGACGAGCAGACGGAAGAACAGGAUGAUGACGACGAGGAGCAGACGAAUCAUCAAUCAGAUGAAGAGGAGCAGCAAGAGCACGGCUACUUUGAUCCCUUGGAGCUUGUAGAAACGUUUGCAGAGCAGCACAGCGAAGAUGAACAGCUCUACAAUAACGAAGAUGACAAUCCCGACGACAAUAUGGAUGAGGAGGAUAUACCUGGCAACGAUGAUGAGCUGUUGCUCCCCGAUACUCUGCCUAUUCAAGUGGCUCUUCCUCCGAGACGCGAGAAAAGAACCGUGAAUAAUGUGACGCCCAUAUGCUGCCUCAAGCACUGCCGUAAGGAGCGCACUGCUACCCAUCAGCUAAGCACCUUUGGCUUUCCCAAGGAUCCGCAGCAACUGUUUAAAUGGAGCGCAAACCUGCAAAUAGAUCUAGCCGAUUGUGUUGGGCGUGUUUGCAUUGAGCACUUCGAGGCGGAGAUGUUAGGCACGCGCAAGCUGAAGCAAAACGCGGUGCCCACCUUGAAUUUGGGCCACGACACACCCCUUAGCUAUCGUUGCAAUGGCCAAGCUGCAGACAUCCAUGAUGCGCAAUCACAGCAAAAUUCGGUUUUUCGGCUUUGGAGCCUGAAACACUGUCGCAAAAGGAAAGAUCCGCUGACGAUGACGCCAGCGACGUCAACGACGCCAGCGACAACAACGAGGCCAGCGACGCCAACGCCAACGACGACGACGACGACGACAAUGACAGAAAUUUCGCCAACGACAACGACAACGGCGACGACGACGACGACAGCGAAUCUAGCAGUGAUGCAGACUAAGCGAGUCUGCUGCGUGCCCAGUUGUGAAAAGGAAUUGUUUCUGCAUGCCGCUCACAUGCGACGCAUGCCAAGAGAUCGUUUGUUGCUGCGCAAGUGGCUGCACAAUUUAAAGCUUCCUGACAACUUGAACCUCAACCAGACGUAUGUGUGCGAGGACCACUUUGAGGAUGAGGCAAUGUUGCCCACCUUGCGCCUAGGCCAUACGGAUAGUAAUAUUUAUCGUAGCCACAACUCGAUCGGUGGCAUUGGCUGCCUGGUUCCCAACUGUCCAUGUGCUCGUCUCUAUCGUGGCUACGCCCUGCCCGAGCAUCCCCAAGUGCGAGAGGCGUGGCUGCAGUGGCUGCAACUACCACCUCGAUCCCCCCAAUCGUCGAACCACGAGCAGCUGUGCGUCAUGCACUAUAUGCAGCUGUUCGAGCAGGUGCCGUUGCCGGAGCCGUUGCCUGAGAUAGUGCUGUGCGAGCUAAGGGAAACGUACGAGCUCAUCGCCUCAUCCACCAUUGCCAUGGGGCUACGCUGCUCAGUGCCCGGCUGCCAAAGUAAAUUCACAGACAACGUGCAUCUCACCAGACUUCCAUCAUGCCAACGUACCCGCGCCAAAUGGCUGCACAAUACGAAAAUUGACUACGAUCCGGAGCGCGAGCGCGCCUAUCGCAUCUGCUUACGGCACUUCGAGCCCCAUGCCCUGGGUGCAGUGCGUCCUAGGCUAGGAGCGGUUCCUACACUGCAUCUCAACCACAACGACCCGGAUAUUUAUCAGAAUCUCAAGCUGGAAGACAACGCUGAUGGCGCACUAGCCCAGCAAGGUGUGCCUCUUGAAAUGCCGCUACGAAUCAAGACGGAGUUACCUCUUUACCUCUCCGUCAGUCCGACGGCCAGCGCGAGCGCAAGUCCAAGUCCCCGGGGUAAACUGCGCACCUGUUGCAUUGCCAGUUGUGGACAGCAGGAGAAUGCUCUCACCCAUCUGUUUCGUUUUCCCACUAUCGAGACUGCGCUGCGCAAGUGGCUGGUGAACACGCAGCAGCAGCCGCGUCUCGUGGAUACACAGCAUCUGUUUGUGUGUCAGGAACACUUCGAGCCGGACGCCAUUUACAAGAGGCAUUUGCGUAGCUGGGCGGUGCCGACGCUGAAGCUUGGUCACGAUGGUCAUAUCAUACCCAAUGCUCGGCACAAUGGCAACAUUGCUGACAGCAAGGAGGAGAGGCAGGCGCUGCAGUACAUCUAUACAAACUUCUGCUCCGUUCUCACCUGCUUCCAGCAGCGCAGCGACCAACUGCCCCUCUUUCCCUACCCGACAGAUCGGCCCACCCUGCGCCGGUGGGCUGCCAACUGCAAGCAUCGGUCCAUGCAGGCCAGUAGCGAUGGAUUUCAGGUGUGCCGGUCUCAUUUCGCAGACGACUGCUUCGACCCUGAGUCUGGACAACUGAAGGAGGAUGCUGUGCCCACUCUUGAACUGAGUCGACCCGUCUACGAGAUGCGCUGCUUAGUCAAUGGCUGCGUUAACGAGGCGGGUGCAAGGCGUCCUCGCUUAUUUAAAAUGCCUAAACGGACAUCACAGAUGGAGGAUUGGUGUCACAACUUGCGCAUCGAUGCGGCGUCUUUAGUGGGCCAGGAGCCGCAUGUCUGUGAGCGACACUUCGAAGCGCACUGCUUCAAUGCGGACAAGCUGUUACGCCAAGCUGCGCGACCCACACUUCAUUUGGGCCACGAUGACCUGCUAGACGUGUUGCCCAAUCCGGCCAGCUGGGAAGAGGAAGCCCACGUAUGCGUUGUGCCCAGCUGUGGACGCUCGAAGGAUGCGGACAACGUGCAGUUGUUCGGGCUUCCAAAGGCUAAGUUUCUUCUAGAGAAAUGGCUGCAGAAUUUCCGCCUCGAUCCCACCAAAGUGCAAGUGAAGGGGCGUCGCAUAUGUAGCGUGCACUUCGAGCCCAGCUGCAUAGACGGUGACCGUCUUCAUAUAGGCGCCGUGCCUACACUUCACCUGGGCCACGAUGAGACGGGUAACAUACACGAAAGCAUCAAAGAGCUCCCAAUCACUGCUCGGAACGGACGUGUGCGUAUCCACUGCGACUGUUGCUAUCCCCAUUGCAUGGAACUGCAAAAAGGCUUUCAAAAAGUCAACUACGACUUGCCACAAGGACUGCCGCUGCGUGAAAUGUGGCUGUCGUAUAUGGGAUUGGAGGAAUUCGAUCAGCAGCAGCCGCUCAAGCUCUGCCCGCUGCACUUUGUCAUGCUGUACGAGGAGUUCCCUGAGCAGUGUGCGGAGGAGGAGCUUCUAACAUUCAACUACGAGGCUGCUCGCAACAGUGUGCGCAUUCGCAUCGCCAGCUGCGCUGUGCGUGGCUGCAGGACUCUAAAGCCAAGAGAUGAGCACUCCCUGCACUUGCCGCCUACGCGCCGUGAUGUGCUCCUGCUGUGGCUGGACAACAUGCAGAUAGCUUACAAUGAUAAUGCGCAUUACAAGUUUCGGGUGUGCGGCAAGCACUUCGAGUCCAAUUGCCUAGUGGAGAAGGCGCGACGGCUAAAGCCGUGGAGCGUGCCUACGUUGGAGCUGCCAGAGCCACCAGUGCAUCAGAAUCCCACGGAGGAGCAGUGGCAACGCAUGAAUGAGCAAUUAUCGGCACUGCAGGCGUUGGAAGUUAGUGUUGAGCUGAAUGAUGCGCAGAAGCAGAGGGAAAUGCGGAAUAUCAAAUACGCGAUGCAGAAGCACGACAACGAUCAGGGGCAGAAGGACGAGGAGCAGGAGGCGUCACAAAUCAAACUAGAAUCACAACUCAAGCAGGAGCCGCUCCCUGUGUACGAAGAGGAUUAUUAUGGACAGCAGCCGCAAGAAAUGCAGGAGCUGGAGGUGCUACUCGAGGUGGGGCACGUAGAGAAGUGCACCACCUAUGAGCAGAUGGACACACAGCCCUCCAUAAGCUAUGCCGAAGAGCCGUCGCAUAAUCCUUCAGGUCCGUCAAACCCACUGAGUAGCGGAUCAGUAAACGGCAGUAACUCUCGCUACAGCGCGAGGCAUUGCAGCGUGCGAGGCUGCGGUGUGACGGUGCUUGAUGUCGACGGCAAUCUGAAGCUGCACAAGUUUCCCACAUCGAUAGAUGCUAUGGAGAAGUGGAUGCACAAUACCCAGGUGGAUGUAGACAUCAACUUCGCGUGGCGCUUCCGCAUUUGCAGCCAUCAUUUUGUCGCUGAGUGCUUCAAUGGAUCGCGCAUUAGACGUGGAGCCAUGCCCACGUUGCGUUUGGGCUCCCGACGUCCUGCGCGUAUCUAUGAUAACGAAUUCAAUGUUCAGCAGGAACAAGCGACAGUGAAUCCAGUGGAAGAGCAGUCUCUACUGCCUGCUGGGGACUCCAAGGUUGACAUUAAAGUGCGCCUGCCCUGUCCCGCUCCGCCCCGCAAAUCAAGCAAGUUCUGUCAGAUCGACGGCUGCUCAAAUCAUCUGACCAGUGAAAAUUUGACUCUUCACAAGUUCCCACACUCGGCGGACAUGUGCGCCAAGUGGCAGCAUAACACGCAGGUGCCCUUCGAUCCAGAGUAUCGUUGGCGCUAUCGCAUCUGCAGCGCGCACUUUGAGCCCAUCUGCCUGGGCAACAUGCGACUCAUGCAUGGCAGUGUGCCCACCCUGAAGCUGGGUCCCCGCGCGCCCAAGCAACUUUUUGACAAUGACUUUUCGGUUCCUGGCGUGUGCUCGGAUAAGGAUAUGCUUAGCAAACAAAAUUUCACUGUAAAGCAUGAGCAAGUGCAGCCAUUCGAGGAGGAUGAUUCGCUGCUGGCACAGGAGCAGGAGGCGGGACAGGAGCAGGAACAGGACUUAAGUAUGCUAGAGCCACAACUCCAGUUGCAUGAAGGUCAGGAAGAGGAGGAACAUGAGGGCAAUUAUUUGAACUGCAAUAACAAUUGGAAUGAGCGCAGUAUUAAGCAGGAGAAGUGCAGCGACAACAGCUACUAUAAUCCGGUCAAGUCGGGCUAUGACAAGUGCUCCCUAAUCCACUGUCAGCGCCAGCGCUCACAGCAUGGCGUGCACAUCUAUAAAUUUCCACGUUCCCGCCAGCUACAGCAACACUGGAUGCACAAUUUGCGUAUUCGAUACGACGAACGGCGUCCAUGGAAGACCAUGAUAUGCAGCGCUCACUUUGAGCCGCGAUGCAUACGACUAAGGAAGCUCCGUCCCUGGGCAGUGCCAACUUUGGAGCUGGGCGAAAAUGUGCCUGAGCAACUGUACACGAAUGAGCAAAGCCAGCAGCAGAUGGAGUUAGGCAGCGAAGGUGAGGCUGACGGUUAUGAUUAUGAUAUGGACGAUACUAUGUUGGAGGACUACAACGAUGAUUACGAAGACAAUGGGUCGGAGCAACUGCCUGCGGAACCACAGAUGAAACGAGAACGUACUUCCCACUGCGAUCCCUGCCCUCCUGGCCAGUUGCAGCCAUGGAAAAUCAAGCAAUGCUGUUUACCCCACUGUCGCAGGCCACGAGGCGAUGGCAUCAAACUCUUCCGACUGCCCAACAACAUUGGCGCCAUACGUAAAUGGGAGCAGGCGACAGGCAUGCGCUUUUUUCCGUCGCAGCGCAACACUAAGCUCAUCUGUAGCCGUCAUUUCGACCCGCAACUGAUUGGCGUUCGUCGCCUAUUCACCAAUGCCGUGCCGACAAGGAAUCUUGGUCCAAAUAUUAAAGAGCCGGAGCUGCCUCAGUUACCGGAAAGUACUCCACGCUGCUGCAUCACUGACUGCGAACACAAUGGACUAGUCAAGCUGCAUAAGUUUCCAAGUGAUCCUUUGCUGCUUCAUCAAUGGUGUCAAGCCCUGGAUUUGCCGGAGGUACAACGCUACUCUGGUAAACACAUUUGUGCAGUCCAUCUACCUGCUAAGGCUUUCAGUUGCCUCAUCUGUGGCGUCGAGGAUGUGCAGCUGCCCAUGCACGACUUCCCCGACAACCGCAAUCAGAGAGUCAAAUGGUGCUAUAAUCUUAAAAUCGAACCCAUUGCCAAGUGGGACAACACGAAACACAUCUGCUCUAAACACUUUGAGAGUUAUUGCUUUAUAGAGCCGGGUCGUCUGCUCUCGGACGCAAUGCCUACAUUGCACUUGAGGCACAAUGAUAAAAACAUAUUUCUCAACGAGUAUGCUUUAAACAACCCCAAAAUGCUCUGUAUCAAGGAUGAGCCCCUGGAGAGUGACGAUCUGAUGCUAUAACAGUAGCAGUCUAGGCCGGAAAUAUAAUUUUAUUAACCUUGUCAA